Messenger RNA from Papilio polytes (common Mormon), 2703 nucleotides. RefSeq names its product nuclear pore complex protein Nup93-like. Lineage: Eukaryota; Metazoa; Arthropoda; Insecta; Lepidoptera; Papilionidae. The record is from RefSeq and is a predicted model, not a curated record. Gene Ontology annotation, biological process: poly(A)+ mRNA export from nucleus; protein import into nucleus. Gene Ontology annotation, molecular function: structural constituent of nuclear pore. Gene Ontology annotation, cellular component: nuclear pore. The transcript has 15 exons. The coding region runs from base 189 to 2657 and encodes 822 amino acids.
UCGGUGGUUAUCAUUAUCAUUUCUGACUUAACGGUGCGGUUUAAAAUUUUGUGAAGAAAUAAAAAAUUAGGCGAUUUUAUUAUGAUAUGUGAAGUGAAAUGGUAAUGCAAAUAAGUUAGUAUUAAUAAGGUUAUUUAGAUCAAUAACGGUUACAUACUAUAUUGUUUCUGAGUAAUCUACUCAACGAUAUGGCGGACGACGACUUUAGUAAGUUAUUACAAGAAGCUGAACAGUUAACAACUGAAAUAGAAGGAAAUGAAGAGCUUCCGAGAGUUGAACGGUCUCUUGGUCAAGUCUUGGAGGCCUCGCAUGAGUUAUAUUCCAGAGUUAUACAAUCUGGAGCAAAUGAUAUCCAAGCACAUCUCCUAUUUGGCUCUAAAGGCAUAGAUCUUCAACAAAUAUCUCAGAAGUUAGAGACACUUAGUUCAAAGCGCACAUUUGAACCACUUCAACCUAUUGCUGAUUCAGAUGUGGAAAGUUUUUUGAAAAAUGAAAGGGAAAAUGCUAUUUUAUCACUCAUUGAUGAGGUUAAUAAAAAUUCAUUGCAAACAACAGAAGAUCAAAAAUGGGAGCAUAUGCUUUCAGAGUGGAAUAAAGAGAAAACAAAUCUAAUGAAUGCUAUGAUAGGACCUUCGCAGAACUGGUUAGAUCUUAAAAAGACACCGGAGCCUCCAAGUAUUGCUGAUGCUCCUAAAAAGUUUGGUCAUUCAAUGCUGGACAGUGUAGAGGCUGCAUAUGCUCGACAAAUCCAACAGUACAAUAAAUUGAUAUUCCAAGGAUCUAAGCCUAGGACAGCAUUGCACCAGAAAUUUGCACAAGUGGCUGAGGAGCUGAAUGAAACGAAAGUAAGAGAAAUGUGGGAGAUUAUAAAGACAAUGACCAACAUACCUGCCAUUGUUAGAGAUGAAGAUCCACUCAAAGCUAGAGGCAAUCCAGCAAUUCAACAAUGUCUAAUAGCACAAGGCAAGAAAUAUUUGGAAAAAAGAUACAAACAAUAUAUGAGUGAUGUGGUGCGAGCAAACCCUGCUGCAGCUAUGAGAGGUGGAGAGCCUGGCACAUAUCCAUUGGUACGAGGCUUUGUAGGGCUUCGUUUACAAGGACAAGGCAGCCAAGGUCUUGCUGAUGGUGUAGUUGACGACCGACCACUCUGGCCCAUGAUAUACUACUGCCUUCGAAGUGGAGAUGCCAAUGCUGCCUUACAUUGUUUACGGAAAGCAGGACGUGAUCAUGAAGAAUUUAUAUCAGCACUAGAAGAGCACAUCAGGAAUCCGGAAAAAGCCUUAAGUGACAAACUACAGACAGCCAUUAACUUUCAAUAUAGGAUACAAGUUAGAAAUUCAACUGAUCCAUAUAAAAGAGCUGUGUACUGUGUAAUUGGUUGUUGUGAUGUGAGUGAUGAGCAUUCAGAAGUGGCUCGUACCGCUGAUGACUACCUCUGGAUGAAGCUGUCCAUAAUUAAGUCUCGUCCCAACAACGAGCCAGUUGCAUUCACAUAUUCUGAUCUGCAGAAGCUUAUCUUGGAGGAAUAUGGUGAAACUCAUUACCAUGCCUAUGAAAAACCUUUAGUGUAUUUCCAAGUGUUGAUGUUGACUGGACAAUUUGAACCAGCUCUUGAGUUUCUAUCUAGAAUACCAAGGUAUCAAGUACAUGGUGUUCAUAUGGCCUUAGCACUUCACGAUGUAUAUAUGCUGGGCACACCGAGGAAUGUACAAGCUCCCUUAUUAUCUGUUGACACAGAUGAUCCAAACCCACUGCGUAGAUUGAACUUGGCAAGAUUGUUGCUACUCUAUGUGAGAAAGUUUGAACUUUCUGAUCCAUCUGAUGCCUUACAUUAUUACUUCUUUUUAAGGAACUUGAAAGAUCCCAGUGGCAAAAACUUAUUCAUGUGCUGUUGUACAGAUCUUGCAUUAGAAAGCAGAGACUAUGAAUUGUUGUUUGGCAAAAUGGAUCCUGUUACAGGAUUAUGCAGUCCUGGUUUACUGGAUGAGUUUAAUAAUCCUCAUAUUGAUAGUAAGGUUAUUGCAUUAAAUGUGGCAGAGCAGUUAGUUAACAAAGGACUCUUUGAAGACGCUAUCACAGUGUAUGAUAUUGCUGGGAAUAUGGAGAAGGUUCUGGAGCUGCUGUGCGUGUUGCUGGGCCAGGUGGUGAACAGCGGUGGCGGGGGCAGCGGCGGCGGGCUGCGCGCGCGGCUGUCGCUGCUGGCGGAGCACGUGUCGCUGCGCCUGCGCCACGCCGACACGACGCAGCUGCCCGCAGCCUUGCUGGAGGCGUACAACAAACUCUGCAAACUAAUGACCUUCUUCGAUCACUUCCAUAAUGAUAACUUUGAAGGGGCUCUUGAGUCGUUACGCGAGUGCGAGGUGGUGCCGCUGAGCGCGGGCGAGCUGGAGGCGCGCGUGUCGGCGGCGCGGUGCGCGCGCGGCGAGCUGCUGCGCAGCCUGCCCGCCGUGCUGCGCGCGCUCUGCCACAUCCUGCUGGCGCAGCGCCAGCGCCUGCGCAACGCACACGCACACAACCUGCCCAUGCACACCAACAAGCAAGUGGAAUGGCUGCGAGAACAGGCUGAAGUCCUCAACACGUUUGCGGGCAACAUUGCGUACAGAAUGCCAGGCGAUACUUACAGUCAAUUAGCACAGAUGCAAAUACUGAUGCAUUGAUAAUAAAUCCAAUUAAAAAUAUUAAAUAAACUUUUAAAUAAUUGAA